UAAAAAAAUUAUAUUGUUUUAAAAAGAAAUUCGUUUUAAUAUUGAUAUCGACAGAAGUAAUUGAUAGAGUGAUAAAAUAUUUUUUUCGUGAACAAAAAAAAAUAGAAAGAAAGGAAAUAAAAGAAGAAAGAAAAGAAAAGAUGAAAAGUAACAUUUUCAUCAUCGCCGCCGGAUGAUUAUUCUUGGUAGGAUAACAGAGCAUUUGAAUACGAUGCUGGUAUAAUCAGGGAAGGAAGCCAUUAUCUUUGCUUCCAAUCCUCAUCCCCUUUCCAACCGCCUAAAUUAUCAAAGCCUGCCCUAAGAAGGAUAAAGCUGCAUUUGAAUUACUCGCGCGACCGACAGAGCUUCUUAGGAGUUUAAAUUAGAGGCCGAUCGUGCUUAACGCUCAUUUAAUUAUCCAAUCAUUAAUUAUUCAAGUCCAUAGUUUGAUCUUCAGGUUUGCCUUCAGUGGUCAAGAAAAUUACUAAAUGAGAUGAAACAAUUUGUUGAUAAUAAUAUUGGAAUGCACGUAAUAUAUUAUCAUGGACUUUAUAACAGAUAUAUUAAGAUGUAUAAUUUGGAGACAUUUAUAUAAAGAAUAUAAAGAGAAGUAAAAAAAGGAUUAUCAAGGAUUAUAUUUCUAUGAAAGGAUCAACAAACGUUAUGUUUAUAAAUAGAAAAGAGAAUUUAAUUUUACAGAGAAAUUAAAUUUUCAUUCCAUGUUAUUAAUUUAAAAAGAAGAAGAGAAUUUUGGCAUCGUGAAUUUUAGAUUCAAGGAAUGAUUAUGUCUGUGACGGUAACUCCUUUGAAACCAGCUCGAGGACGGGGUCCAGCUGAUGGCCGUGCAUUUUUUGAAACGUUGUGGAGAGGAAAUUUUUUUCUGGAUAGGCAGAAAGUAAUGAAACGAUCGCGAAAACGAAAAUUGCAAACAGCGAAUGGAAAGAAGCGUGCACAACUGCAGAUGCGACAGCAUUGUUGCUGUUGUCAGCGCAUACAACUCCACCUCCUCGCCGGACGGCGAAGCAACAUGCGCUCCGUCGUCAGUGUACGAGAGACACACCAGAUUGCCGAAGCGCAACAAGAAAAAAAUGCAAAGCUACGCGAAGCAUUUGGCAUAUCGGAAUUCUUCGUGGAGGGAAGUAGCCUAGAUCCGGAGAGGCACGCGCGCGAGGCUGAAGCAAGAGCAGCAGCGAGCAAAGUGUAUGAACUAGUACGAACACCAAGUCCAGCUCCGGACACAACAUCCGCUCCAGAGAAGAAGAAACGAAAGCGGUCCGCUAGUGCAAUCAAAAAAAAAAAGGGAAAGAAGCACAAGAAGGAAAGGUCGGAAUCUCCAAAGGCUAGCAAAAAGAAAGAAAAAUCUAAAAAGAAAAAAAAGGAGAAGAAACAUAAGAAGACUGAGGCUAGUUCCUCUGACAGUGAUUCUAGUGAAGCUUCAGAUGAUAGCAGUUCUUCCGAAACUGAAUCGAAGAAGAAAAAGAAAAAGAAGAAGAAGAAAGCCAAAGCAGAGACAAAAGAAAAACAUGAGAAGAAAAAAAUAGCCAUCAAGAGGAAGCAUCAGUCAUCUGAAAGUUCAUCAGAUAGUUCUCCAGAGAGGCCGAAAAAAUCUAUGAAACAUGACAAAGCUGUUGAAAAAAAUAAAAACGAUGAGGGAGAGAAUACAACAAAAGAAUCUCGAUCAAAUCGUUCACCAAAGAAGCAAGAAAAAGGUCGAAAUGAAACUCCACCCAUUAAAAGAAAAGAUUCUCCUGUUAAAAAAGUUGUACCAGAAAAAAAGGAUAAAUCACCAGUUGUACACAAAAGUCCUCCACCAAGAAGACAUAGAUCACCAUCAAGAAGUAAGGCUGAUAGAGGAAGAUCUCCUAGAAGAUAUUCAAGAUCACGACGAAUUAGUCCUUCACCAAGAAGAAGAAGAAUCUCGAGAUCUCCGAGGAGAUAUAACAGAUAUUCUAUAUCUAGAAGUAGAAGUCGAUCGAGGUAUGAUCGUUAUGGAUCACGGCGGAGAUUGUCACCUCUUCCUAGACGUAGAAGAUCUGAUUCUCGACGGAGAUCAAGAUCACCUAGGAGACAGAGGGAUAGACGGGAAAGAUCUAGGGAACGUCGUAGAAGUCGCAGCAGAACAAGAAGUAGAUCUAGACGAUCCACCUUGAGCUACUCUCCUGUAAGAAAAAAUCCAGAACGAUACAGACACAUAUUAGAAGAAAAUAAAAAACGAGAUCAAAAGAAGAACCACGAUAACAAACGGAAAUCUCGGUCAAAUUCUAAAACCAGAAAAUUGCGAACAAUUACUCCAAGAGUUAGACUGCGUUCUUCGAGUGAGGAUGAAACUGAUAUAGCAGAUGAUGAACCCAAAGCAGAAGAUGAAGAAAAAAUUAAAGAAUUGCAUACUUUGAAACGUUUGCAGAGUGGAUUAGCCGCAAAAGCUAGAGAAACUCUUGGGAAAAAGGUAAUAAGUCCUACGAAAAUUAAAAUUGAAAAGAAAGAAGAUAAUAUAUUGGAUAUAGCUUUACCAAAUGAGCCGCCCAAAAUAGUACAAAAUACUAUUGGUCCUAUACAAGAAAAGUCUAAGUCAAAAUCACCUAUAUCUCAUUUACCUACUAUUCAGUCCCCAGUAUCUAGCAGAUCACCUUCGCCAGCAUUGCCAUUAACAAGAGAAGAAGCAGCUAUAAAAAUACGAUCUCCUAGUGAGUCACCUCCUCCUUUGCCACCAGUCAUAAAUAAAAUAGAAUCAAGAUCACCGAAUGUGACAGCUAAAACUAAUCAUCGAUCAAAAUCUCCAAGUACUUCCAAGAAGAAUUCACCAGUUAUUUUAAGGAAACACUCGUCACAAAGUAAAUCAUCUUCACAUUCACCGCCUGUAUCUAUUUCUCACAAAGAUACUACUAUAAAAUUGCGUUCUCCAAGUGAAUCUCCACCUCCGAUUACGAAUAAUAAAUCGAAGCAAAAAUCUGUUUCACCAACCGCUUCAAAAAAGAGUUCCCCUGUUUCUAGAAAGCAUUCUCCAAGGGAUAAAUCUUACUCCAGAUCGCCUUCCAAGUCGUACACGAGAUCUGUAUCGUUGGAAAAAAGGUCUUCCAGAUCGCCUCGGCGACAUUCAAGAUCCAUUUCUACAGACAAGAAAUCGCGUUCUGUUUCGAGGAGUAAGAAAUCAGCAUCUCCUAGACAUAGGUCUUCAACAUCACCAUCGAGAUCCAAAAAAUCUCCUAAAUCACCGGUGAGGUCAAAGAGAUUAAGCAGAUCAAGGUCUUCUUCGGAAUCAAAACGUUCCUUAUCUAGGUCUCCAUCACGUUCAAAAAAAUCUUCAUCUCAUUCUCCGGAAAAAUCCAGAAGUAGAACAAGGUCGUUGUCAAAAGGAUCUAGAAGUCGAUCUCUUUCAAAAAAAUCUAGAAGUAGAUCUUUGUCAAAAAAGUCGCGUAGUCGUUCAUUAUCAAAGAAAUCUAGAAGUCGAUCACUUUCUAAGAAGUCAAGAAGUCGUUCGCGAUCGUUGUCUAGGGUAUCACGAGAUAAAGAAAAAAGAAGUCAUAGCAGGAGUAGUUCACGUUCUUCUUUAAGUUCGAGGCAUAGUCGCAGAAGUUUCUCUAGUUCAUCCCGAUCAUCAAGCAGUGUUUCUAGUAGGUCUUCUCGUUCAACGUCUAGCAGUUCUGUUUCUAGCAGAUCUCGUUCUCCGUCGAUACCUCGACGUCACGGUUCACCUAGCUUUUUAGAUAGACGUCGUAUUACAAGCGCCAGGAAACGACCAAUUCCAUAUCAUCGACCUACUCCAACACCACCUUCGUCACCGAGUAGUUCAGAUAGCAGCAGACAUAGUAAUUGGUCAAGUCCAAGUCAUCGAUCAAGUUGUUCUCCGAGUCGAAGUCCAUCAUACACUCGUUGAAGCAAUCAAGCGGAUUCUUACUCGACGUUCCUUUUACGUAUCAGAUUUGGAAUGGCAUAUAUCGUGAAGAUCCAUCAAUGCUUUUUUAUGUUAAAUCAUAUUUGUUGAAAAUUGGCACGAAUAUAAAAAAAAGUUUCAUGUAUUUUUUUGGAUCAGAUAGGUACAAAAAGAAUAGGCCAUUCUAAGUUUGGUGCAUGAUCUUUAAGUCUUUGUAAAUUCAUAAUAUGCAUUUACAUGUCUGAUCUCGUAACUUAAUAAUACUCACUGAUGAUAGUACAUUAUAUCAUCAGCUUCAGUAUUAAUAUAUUAACGUUAUUGCUCCAUUUUUAUUUUAAUUAGACAUUAGGAAAGAAUGAUUUUAAUGUACUUACAGAUUGGUAUUUAUAUUAUUAUUAAUCUAAUUAUUAUUAGGAUAA
This is a messenger RNA of Apis mellifera (honey bee), 4269 nucleotides long. RefSeq names its product serine/arginine repetitive matrix protein 2 (gene Srrm234). NCBI's taxonomy places the organism in Eukaryota, Metazoa, Arthropoda, Insecta, Hymenoptera, Apidae. The transcript is spliced from 8 exons. The coding region runs from base 758 to 3853 and encodes 1031 amino acids. The record is from RefSeq and is a predicted model, not a curated record.